This is a messenger RNA of Planococcus citri (citrus mealybug), 992 nucleotides long. Its product is annotated as protein cornichon homolog 4-like. The coding region runs from base 177 to 656 and encodes 159 amino acids. Gene Ontology annotation, biological process: endoplasmic reticulum to Golgi vesicle-mediated transport. The transcript is spliced from 5 exons. The record is from RefSeq and is a predicted model, not a curated record. Gene Ontology annotation, cellular component: endoplasmic reticulum membrane; COPII-coated ER to Golgi transport vesicle. NCBI's taxonomy places the organism in Eukaryota, Metazoa, Arthropoda, Insecta, Hemiptera, Pseudococcidae.
UAUUUUUUCGAGUUAUCAAAAUAAAUAAGUAUGGUGAGUAUUAAUUUCGUUUCAAUUGAAGAUUUUAACCGGUUAAAUUACUAAUUGAAGUAAUUAGCGACGAAUUAAUAUCGAAUUAAUACGCCAAAAUCGGUUCCUAAUUCACGUAAUGUGCCAUUGAAGCUGAACCAAUCAUAAUGGAAACUCUGACUUAUAUUUUGUGUUUGGUGGUUACAGGAGCGUUACUAUUUCUUUCUAUAUAUUUCAUAAUUACACUUUCAGAUUUAGAAUGUGAUUACUUGAAUGCAACCGAAUGUUGUGAUAAGUUGAACGUCUGGAUUAUACCUCGAAUUGUCGGUACAUGUGUUCUUCUUAUGCUGUAUGUGUUUGCUGGGAACUGGUACCUUGUGGGUGGCAAUAUGUUAUUUAUAAGCUUCCUAAUCCAUCAAAAAUUCACCGUGCCACGAGGUAAUUUAGGAGUUUAUGAUCCCACAGAAAUCCAUAAUCGUGGACAAGUUCGUAAAAAUAUUCAACAGUGUUUGAUGGUCAUCGGAUGGUUCCUUAUGAACUUCUUCCUCGAUAUGUAUCUCGGAAUUUUAUCGAUUUUGAAAGGUGAUAAUUUCUCAGACUUGGCAACUUUGGAAGCUGAGGGUAUACCGUAUAAUUCAUCUGUGUGAUAUCGUACAACGUAUUUCACCCGGAAGCUAGUCAUAUUUCGCCAAAUUCCCUUUCCCUUUCCCUAUCCUACGGAAGGUUGUGAGAUCUCAUCGAAAAGAGUAUCUAAAGUGUAUAAAAAUAUCCUUUCAUACGAUGGCAUCGUGUAAUUGUAUAUAAUUGUUUGAUUAUUUACUUAUUUAUAUUAAGCAUAUCAAACUUCGUAGCUUCGAUGAUUGUUUAUUCGUAUCGGCUCUGUAUUCGUAUAUUAAGGUAGAUGUUUUCUAUUCUUUUAUGAUUUUCUAUUUGCGCUGAUUUGCGGUUUUGCAUUCUUAUUAAAUGUGUAUCGUUUUAUUGUA